Molecule: messenger RNA, 15344 nt
Organism: Porites lobata
Lineage: Eukaryota; Metazoa; Cnidaria; Anthozoa; Scleractinia; Poritidae
Source: the annotation of a GenBank genome assembly
ACCGACAAAGCGCUGCAGUUGCGACGGUGUGCAACCGUCUUUUUUCGACUGCAGCAUGAAGCGGGUUAUAGCAGCGUUGGUCAUGAUGACGGUUCUUCCUCCUUUGAUGUCUUAUCCUUUGAAGGAUUCUGCUAGUAAACUAUUCAAAAGAGGUACGUUUACGUGUUCUACAUAACUAAACUGAGCUUUAUUUCAAUCUGUAAAAAGGGUAACAUUUUAAGAGGGAGAUAAUCUUGUGUUUUUUACGGAUAGUAUAAGUUCUGUCAGAAUCAUCGUAUCCGGACUUAUAGAUUGGAUAGCUCAUCACGAUUUCUUGAAAUUAGCAUUUUAUUACCGAUCGACUCUUACUUGAGGUUUUUGAACUAACAGAAAAAAAUUUAGACGUUUUAAUUAUUUUUGAAAUCUUACAAUGUGUUUACAGUACAUGAAUCAUUAACGUUUUGCAGCAUAAAUGCUCAAAUGGGUUAUGUUAAACUAAAGUCUUGUGCGCGUGUUUCUUAAACUAUCCGUUUAAGCGGAAAAAGAGUAAAUUAGUUACUCGUUGUAAGAAUCGAAAAUUGAAAUCCGAGUUGCGUCUUGCCCUUCGCCCCAAGCCCUCUGUGUUAAUAUCAAACCAUUUUGAUUAAACUCGAUUGCUAUAAUAAAAGUUCGUUUCAAGCUUCAAACUUUAGUUUUAUGUCUUAACGUAGACAGUGAGGUAGGCUAUACUUUCGUUUUUUAAAAAAAAUUAAAUAAAUUAAGGAGACACAAGCUACCCCCCAAUGAUACGACUCGGCUGGUUUCCAUAGAGGGCGAGUUUACACAUGAAAGCAAAACAUUAAGACCAAUAUUACAUUAACUGCAGAUUAUAUACAACAACCACUAAAAAUACUAGCACAUAACUAGAAUAAGAAUUGCAUUGGAUAUUAAAGUGAACUGAUAUAAAGAUAUACAGUUUGGUAUGACCCGAUACACAUGCAUCUUAAUGUUCUUUUUAAAAGCAGGGAGUGCCUUUGCUACUACUUGCUUCAUUCAAUUGUUGGCUCCAAAGCACAGCACGCGCGGCUAAACGUGUUAGUUUUAAGUGACACUGUGUUGGUGGGGAAGUGAAACAAGAAAAUCUGGUAUUAUCAGCUGAGUUAUUUUACCUAAGGCUCUUAGUUAACGUUUUUUGUGGUUUAAGGUCACUUACUUUAUAGCCCCCUAUUUUUUAGUUUAUGGAAAUGCACAUCUUUAUUUUUAGGAAUAAAAGGUUUGAAAAUAGGGGCUAAGCAACUGGGGCUUAAAGACAGGUUUAUCGUCAGUCUUAACAAGCUAGUCGAGGUCACGUCUAGUCCUAACAAUUGAAUGCACUUUUCAUGUGAUAAUGAUUCUUUAAUACAACUGAUUACUGAAAUACUGACAGUACCAUUACUUAAUGAUAAUAUGAUAAGCUCCAUUUUUACACUAACCAAUCGUCUUUUGUUUUCAUUCCAGUGAGAAGGGAACAGCAACCUGACCAAGAUGCGAUCAAAAACGAAACUGACGUUCCUCCUGGCUUGGGUGGGACAAAUGUUCGUUUUCCAAGUAAGUUUUUAAAUAAUAUUUAUUUGGUACGAGGGUUUUUUAUUGGAGACAACCACUUUCAAAAUGGUCGAGAAACAAUUGCAGAAAAAGAUGCUUUCUUUGCGCUUCUCGGGGGGGGAUCUUUAAAUAACAAAAGAUUCUCAUCUCUUCCGCUGUUCAAAGUUGUUACUGCAAGCUUAAAGUCGACCUUGGAAUCCUUGUAACUGUAACAGCGGUGGAGAGGGGCUUAAACCAUGCUACGUGCUUUGACAAACACCAUUUUUGGCUUUGUAAGUCACAGUAUCUCGAGGCUUUUGACAACUUGAUGGAGCUUACAUCUGGCUUACGAUUAACGUGAAGCAUGAGAAUUGCCUUUUUCUUCGGUUAACAAACCUGCCUCAUACUAAGUUUUGUAAAUUUGACAAUUUUACAAGGGAAAUGGUUGACUUCAGACAAAUUGUACCAAAUUUAGAUUGGAAUAAUAUGUCAUAAAAAUUUUAAUCUGUUUAGUUAAUGAUGUGAUUAAAACUCAAUCAGUGUUUCGUCUGCAAGAUUCUCUUCUUGCGAGCAUAGUGACUUAUUGAAGAAGUGCCGCCUCUCAAUUCUUCAGUUUUAUACGCCAAGUUUUUAAAUUUUUAGUUUGUGCAUGGGCUUUUCACUUCAUUUCAAAAGUCUUCAAUACUUUGUAAGCGCGUUAUCUUCCUUUCAGUUUGUAUCUAUAGACUGGGAAUGGCAAACAGGUUUGUCAUUCGAGAUCAUCAGAUCACUGCUUCGUCUUCGUACCCGCGUGCUCAUCUACAACCUCACAUGGGUCGACUGGACAACCCGUGGGGUUCCUGGUGCGUAAAACGAAAACACCCAGGACCGCAUUACAUGCAGAUCGAUCUUGGUAUGUACAGAAACAUUAUAUACUAGUGUGUUUUUUUUAAAAUUUUCCUUAGUCAGUUGAAGCAAAAUGUCCACACUGUAAAUCAGAAAGAUCCGUUUUAGCCCUAAUAAUGAGGCCGUUUCGGUGAGUAAAAUACAGCCCAAUUAGCUAGGGCUGAUUUCGACCCAGGGGCUGAACUGGGGCCCAGAGCGGGUUGGAAUAGGCUUUUGAUGGGGCUGUUUUAGCUUAAAUUAUACUCUAAUGGCUCUGAGAGAGGCUGAAUCAGACCAUAGCCUGCAGGGCUGAAUUGGCACUUUCGGGAUCAACCAGAUAUUUUUAAUUGUCAGUGCAAUCACUCUUUUUUCACCAUAUUUUCACCCGAAACAGAUUGAUAGAGUGAACUAAACGAGGGUCUCUUAAUGCAAUUUCAAUUGCCAAUUAACCCCAGUUAACGCAAGCUUUAUGGAUCCUGUUACCCCCAAAUCAGUGUCCCUGUCCUGAGUUCGUUUUGGCCGGGAAGAAUGCAAUGCACACCCUCAAUGCAAACCUAGGGUUUCUUAGCUAAAUUCGGGGCGCUGUUCAGACUCCUCGUCAAUCCCUGAGUUCAUUUGGGCCAGGCAAACUGUAAUGCGGAGUAAAAUGAGUUACGUAAGGAGAAAAUGAAAUAUCUAAGCAAUAACGCCAUGAUCUAUUUGUCCUUCUAUUCCAUGCUACACCAAAGGCAGUCGAAGCCUAUGACACAUCGCCCAAAAAUGAGACGUUAUGGGUGUAGGGGAUAUUGACAUAUUCUCCAACACAGCUUUGUACUGUGUAUGAACUCCUAUGGGAUUCUCCAGUGGUUCUUUUAGCUCAAUUUUCAUUAUAUUUUAAAGGUAUCACAAGACUGGUCAGCGGUGUCAUUACGCAAGGUGCGCGACAUACGCCUGACUAUGUAGCUCAAUAUCGCGUCAGCUACAGUCUUGAUGGUCAGCGUUGGACUGUCUAUAAAGAGAAUGGCACAGAAAGGGUAAUACAAUAUAUGUACAUGUGUCAAUUGUGAUCAUAUUACUUUAUUGAGUGGAUUGACUCUGGACCGCCCUGAAUACUACCUCCCCAACCUUCCAGACGGAUUAUCUCAUGAAGACCUGAUGAUCAUUGAUAAACUGCCCCCUCAACAGGCUUCACAAGGUUUAGUUGGGGAGCACGGAACAAGCAAGAAGCGCGAGAGGGGGAUGAUGGGAACUAGCGUAGAACGUGAGCUUUCCCCCUUCCUCCCGCCAAAUGAUCACGAGUGACUGAGGAUGAGGCAGAUUGUUAAGAUAACAGGGUUUCCGAAUUCUCUAUCAUAUAUUUGCGGAACUAUUGUUGACCAGUUCCGCGUGUUCAGCUUGUGGGGACGGGGCGAAGAGAUGUGAGCAGGAAAAACAGCCAAGGUGUAGGGUAGCGUGUGAGAGCCAAGGAUACCUCCUUUCCCUCCCCUCUCCCCAACUAUCUAAACGCCUGAAACAGGCUACAUUGAUGUUUGUUAUUUGACGGACAUCUUCACUUCCAUCAGCUUUUUCAAGGUUUCUACUAUCAGUUCACAAAUCACUUCCGUUACCGUGUGGCAGCAAGAUACAUAAGAAUUCUUCCCCAGGCUUUUCGUGGUUAUCUAUUGUGCAUGAGAGCAGAAGUAAUUGGUUGUUCAUUUAGUCAAGGUAAGGCAAUGCUAACAAAAAUCAAUGAUAACCUUUUUCAAGCUGACUAGUUUUGGCUUUUCAAACUCCACGUAAGCUAAGUGGGCGGCGUCUAUUAGACAGAGGGCGUUUAUUAGAGAGGGGUGUCUAAUAAAAAUUUUACAUCGCAGGGAAGGCUUUUAUUUGAGCGAGGACGUCAGUUAGACCAUUUACGGUACACCAAAGUUACUUUUGGCGUAAUUAACACUCUUAAUCUCUUUUUUUCCUGAAGCAUCCUUAAUAUCCAAGCUAGAAAGUAUUUUCUUGUAAUUUAUCAGACUGUGAUGGCUAGGGGAAUUGCUGGUUUCAACCACGCGACAGGAUAACCAUACCGGUUAACAAAACAACAAACGUUUUUUUUUCUCGUCCCCCAUCAAGCAUUAUGGGCUCUCUAACUAAUUUUGUUUCGUUCGCCAUGUUUAGUUAAUCUGGCAUUUAACCAGACAGCCCAGCAGUCAAGCACGCAGGGGGACGCUGUAGCCUCGAAAGCCAUUGAUGGAAACUUCAAGGGUGGUAAGAGUUAUAUUCAGGAUCUAAGAAACCCUGAGUUUCAAAAUUCUUACUUAGUAUCAUAACCGCUUUUUUCUCCUCUAGAUUCCUGCUCCCUGACCCAGACUCAAGACAAGCCUUGGUGGCGAGUGGACCUGGGAUACAGCACGACGAUAAGAGAGCUCUAUAUCGCUGGCCCUCCAAAUGGCACCGAAUUAAAAGAAUUUGAGAUCAGGAUUGGUGAAAGUUUAGAAGACAAUGGAAAUAAAAAUUCAAAAUGUGGCGAAAAGCACAGCAUAAGGCCUGGUGAGAUUAAAACCAUCAGCUGUAAUUUGACUGGACAGUACAUUAACAUCCAGGUGCCUGAGAGUGGAAAGGCUUUGUCUCUUUGCGAGGUGGUACCUUACGGGAUGGGUAAGUGAUAUAUCAAACACUAGACACAGUGUUUCACCCCUUUUCAAACACUGAAAACAGAGUUAAAAAUAAGACGCACAGCGGAGUGAUUUUGACGAACUUCUAUUAUUGUUUGAAAUUUUAAGGAAGCACGAGAUCUCUUGUUUGAUAUGACGUUUCAAUCAACGUGAUUUUCAAAGAGACAUUUAGGAUGGAAAAACAAGCGUUUUUCAUAAGAUAUCCUGCAAGUAAUGGCGUUGUUUUCCCAUUGGUUUUGUUUUAUGAACUUCAACUCGAACUUGGAUUCCAAUUUGAAUAUUCAAACUCAAAAUCAAAUUUAAUCUGUGCUGGAAGUGUAGGACUUUAACUCAAACUCAAUUUCAAACUCAAAAUCUAAUACUAUACUCACUCAAAGUCGAUCUCGAUUGCGAAUUGCAACCGUCGAAGUCAAUGUAAACAAAAUGCUACAACACUAAUUAAUAUCGAACUCAAAGUGAAACUCAAAAUCAGUUAAGGUCGUGUUGUCUUCAGUGAACCUUAUCGGUUGGAUUUUUCUUUAAUAAUGGAUUACCUCAAAUGAAAACAAAAAAUGUGUGCUGAUACUAAAAGUAAACGUUUUUUGCAGAUCCAAAGAUGGUUAACUUCAAUCCUUACAUAGUUCUGCAAUACGUAAACUAUGUUCGAGCUCAAAAGUAUAUGCAACAGCUUCGACUACAGCAAGAAAAAUUAAGAAACGCAACCUUAGAGGCCCAGAAAAAAGGUCAACAAGUCUUACAGCAAGGACAACAAGUAAGCUAAGCCACUUUAGUUGGGUUUUGUGAUUAGCUUCAUCUAACCGAAUUAAUUGACCAUCAAUUGUCUGAAGGUAGGUUUGAAAAAUGUAGCCAUAGUUUGUAAACAUAACCUGGGAAAGACUGGAAAAACAGCAUUGUGAGUUCCACGAUUCUAUAGCAUUACCAGCUCAACUAACUCAGUAAAGGCUUAUUAGAUCAGAUUAUAUCUCUGCGUGUACGUUUACUGGUUUAAGUAAAGUAGUCAUUUCAUAAAUAGGUUGAGCAUGAUCGUCCGGGUGAACGUAGUCCUUAAUAGGACUGUUGUUUGCAGUGACUGACGUUUGACAACCUAUGGGGUAGUAAUCUUUAGGGUCAAAGUGAGUAUCACGUCAGUUGAUGUUAUUAAGCUUUAUUAAACUCUGUUUAUUGACCUGAUUGAUCAAUAAUGUCGCGAUGUUAUUUGUUGUCGGUUUCUUAAGCCUUGAUGCUAUUGGCUAUGAAGACUCUAAAUAAAUGUGAUUGAUGCCGGCAUUCUGAUACGACUUUUGCCACAGUUUAACGGUCGUAUAUUUUUAGUCCAAUUCAUUCUAUCAUUGUCAGUUUUUCUUGAGUCCGUCAAUAAGUUCUUUUCGCUUUAAGGCGAUUGGUGGAGCUCAACAACAGGGACAGCAGUUGGCUGGCCAGGGUCAAGCUGCCAUUGGUGGAGCACAGCAACAGGGCCAGCAACUACUUGGGCAGGGCCAAGCCGCUCUUGGCGGAUUUCAGAGUAAGUCAUUAAGUACCACAGUCAUUACAUAGUUGAAUUCUGUUCUGACUACGAUAUAGUAACUAAAUGAAAAAAUGACUUAUAAAACCCACCCACGCAACUGAACAUCAUCAACAACAAGCAACAUCAAGGAAACAAGUUAACAAAAUCUCAUAUUUUGUUUGAAAAGUAAAGAAUGGCUUGACAAAAAGUAUAUUGCUUUAGGUUACCUUAUGUGUUACCCACAUUUUGCUGAACAGAGAACCGCUCGGAUUUAUUAUUAUUUUUUGCUAUGCCUUUCCCUUUUAAGAACGAAUGAAACCUUUCCAUACUAUUUUUAAUGAAUGGAAUUGUAGAUUAUGUGUUAAACUUCAUCUGAAAUAAAAAGUCCUUAGUGGUAGUCUCUUGUUGUAGAUCAAGGCCAGCAAGUAUGGGGACAAGCGCAAGGGGCACUGGGUAAUGUCCAAGGUCAAGGUCAGCAGGCCUUUAAUCAAUUACAAAGUCAAGGUGCAGGCAUGGCAAACCAGUUUCAAAACCAGUUUAACCAGUUCCAGAAUCAGGGUGCUGGAAUGUUGAACCAGUAUCAGAAUCAAAUGAACCAAUUGCAAGGUCAAGGAAUGGGUAUGGUAAACCAGUUCCAAGGGCAGUUUCAAAACCAGUUUAAUCAGUUACAAGGUCAAGGUCUUGGCAUGGUAAACCGUUACCAAGGACAACUACAAAACCAGUUCAACCAGCUUCAAGGGCAGGGUAUGGGAAUGGUAAACCAGUAUCAGAACCAAUUACAAAACCAGUUUAACCAGCUACAAGGCCAAGGGGCAGGAAUGCUUGGCCAAGCACAGAACCAAAUGAACCAGUUUCAAGGUCAGGGGAUGGCAUUGGCCAACCAGCUUCAAGGGCAAGGACAGCAACUGGCCAAUCAGUUACAGGGACAGGGAAUGGGAUUGGCCAAUCAAAUUCAAGGUCAAGGCAUGGGUGCUGUGAACCAGUUACAAGGGCAAGGUGUGUAAAAUCCUGCACUUUUAUGUUUACCAUUGUUUUUAUCUUGCUUACGGGCCAGGGGAUUAGGGACCAAAGUUUGUCGGGCAGAACGAGUGGGAAUGGCCUCCUUAGCUUAGCAGGCGAUUGAAAGUUAUGAGCGCAAGAAAGAAAGGGGUGCGCGAGGGAGACGCGCCACAUUAGUUCGAAGAGGCGCCAGCUAAGCAGGCUGGAGUGGGAAUAUAGCCGGAUUAUAGACCCCGUUCAUUUUCUACUUACCUUGUGUUCGAACCAAACGUUUUUAAAAACGUACUUUUAUCAAUGGAUGCCUGUUUAACUUUAAUUGAAUUAUAAUUAGCAUUCUUUUUAACUUUUUGAUAACUGAUCAGUGUAAACCUUGCACGUUUAACUGAUCAACAAACCUUAUGUUAGCCAGGUGUUGUUUAACCGCUACCGCGAUUGUUUUGGUCUACCAAAGAUAUCUUGGUCCUUUAUGCUAGCAUGACAUUAAAAUUUCAUUCCAGGUAUGAAUGCAUUUAACCAGCUUCAGGGACAAGGGCUGGGAGUGGCCAAUGACUUAACAAAAACUACAGAUGGUCUGACUGAAAAGGUAAAAACUGCACGAUACACAAAUUAAUAAGUCUACUCAAAAUCUCUUACAAAAUUUUAUAAACCCGGGGCGUUAAACGGGGUUUAUAACUUGAACUUUAUAGCAGGGAUCUUGUGUGAACCGAUGAACCGUUGGCCUUAACGCCUCAUUUUGACGAGCAGGUCAGCUGGGGCAAUAACUGCUUUUGCUCUUUCUUCCAAAAGUGAGAAGUACUACACUUGACGACCUUUACAUUGGUAUCAUUAUGAUCCUUGUAAAGGCCGUGUAAAGGCCGUAUAAUCUCCUUGAGAUAUCAAUUCUGAUAGAAUUUUUGUUUGCUUCUCUGCACAGGCUAAAGACUUUUACAAAAAGGUAGGAUUGAGUUUUUGAUUAAAAUUGAGAAAUUAUUUUAAAAAACUAUUUGCGAUGUGUUAAAUCAGUUUUUUGAUACGAUAUAUUUCUCAUUUUGACACAACUGUCUCUACAAUUAAUCUGUAGUUAAAGCCCUGGGUUACGAAGGCGGAGGACUUUUACAAUGACCAAAUCAAGGGACAUUAUUUUGACAUGGCAAAAGGUAAGUACUUUAAGAAUUUCAAAGUAUUGUACACAAUGAUUGAGUCAGCAUGUCCUAAAAGCAAUGACAAAGGGAAACAGCUAUUUAGUUUUAUCAGACGUUGAAUAAUUCUUACUUGCAAGGUGAAAUGCUUAAUGAUUGUACAACUAUUAAAAUUCACUGUUAAUAGAGAAAGUCGUUACGUCACGUUGCCACGGUAGCGAAAUUUCUGGAUGAAAACAAACUAAAAAAGUCACUUCAAAAGUAAAUUCGCACUGUUUCAAACUUCAUCAGUCUUAUUCAGUUUCAUUUAAUUUGUUAAAUGUUGGCAAAAUUUUCUGGGGCUGAAUCCGAAAGGAUCGUAUCUGAGUUUAGAAAAACAAAAAGAAAAUUUUUUGUGCUGUGUUCACCAGGGAGCGGGUGCGUGAAAUUAGGAAGUUCCAUGUCGCAGUCGUGCAACGACGGCUAAGAAAUGUACAAAAAAGCGUGGUGCACUUGCAAAGUUGUUGUUUUGCUAAUAUUAACCUAUUGCUUCUUUGCCGUUCUUGUUGUUUGUUGUCAUCCACAAUUUUUGCUGCCAUGACAACGUGACGUCACACUUCCCCUCUCUAUUAGUCACGUUUUAGACGCAAACACUGAGGGUAUUUUCGCGCACAGUGUACACAACACAUUUUCCAUACAGUGACUACAGCCUGCAACAUUUUGCCUAACAUCUGCAGAGCGGUUGCCAAGCCUACGACGAGCAAUGUUUUUGUUCAGCGGUUAAAUUUAUGGGAUAAAAGUUGGAGGUUGAGUCACAGUGAGUUAAAAUGUCGCAGAAUAGGGACGAGAUUCUUAUACUGAAAUAUUUUGCACCAUGCAUAUUUUCAAAGGCGGUCACGCAUGCACGCUAAUUAUAAACCAUUGUAUGCAAUUCCCUGUCACGGUCUUGAAUUCUUGCCGUGCUUUUGCAUAAAUAAUUCUGAGUUCAUUGACACUUUUCUUAAACACAGAGUGGUUCGAUCGUGGCAAAGAAUAUGGUUUGAAAGCUUUGAAAGUCUUUGAAGAAGCCGUCUUGUCUGAGUUUAAAGGACUGAUCGGUGAUGUUGGAGGAGAACUUUCGUCAAUUACAAAAUACGAUACGGCCGAUAUUAAAGGCUUGUUGGUUAAUGUGGAUAAAGAGAAAAUUAAAAAGCUUGUGGAGAGAGUCAGACCCCUUAUUCCGGAAUAUUACGACAAAGCAAAGAGUAUGGCUACAGAUAUUUUUGAACAGGGAAAAGAAGAGUUCGAUAAAAUCAGAGAGCAAGUCGAACAGGAGGUAGGAUAAAUUUUAAAAUUAUUUUACUUUUAGUAGGAGCGCAAAAAGUCCGUCGAAUCAUUGAUAAGACAUUUUCGGAAGCGAUUACAUUGUCAGUACUACUCCUCACUAUGGUACGAAACUUUAUGUUAUUCGCUUGGGUUACAAUCCAGCCAAAUUCCCUAAAAAGCCCUCCAAAGAAAAACGUUUGAACAAAAUCGGAAAUAGCCGAGGGAAUUAAAACACUAGGUUGAGAGGUUUUAUAAGGUUUUGUUUUCCGUUUUAUUACGGAGUGGAAUAUAAUUUAUUUCCCUUCCACUUGAAAUAAGAAGGACAUUCAGCCUUAAGCAUUUUAGCAAAGCCUGGGGGUACUUAAGGGAAGUUCGGAAGGAGAUCUGCCGCCGAGUCCUGCAAACCGUUUCUUUCGCUACCCUGACGCCAAAUAGCGAAAUUGUACACCCUGUUCAAGACUCGAAACAUACCCAUUAAGGCGAAAUAAGGGAGGGUCCCCGAGGAAACAAAGAAUAACACUCAAACCACUUUGAGUGCGCUCUGUUUCUAGGUUGGUAACGCCCAGAAAAUGGGCGAGGACCUAUCACAAGAGGCCAUGGGGUUAGGAGGCGAACUUCAACAGCAAGGCAUGAGCGCAGUUGGACAAGCGCAGCAAGCAGGAAUGGGUGCACUGGAAAAUGCAAGGCAAACAGGGCAAGGACUUGUCCAACAAGGGCAACAGAGUUUCAGUAAGUGACGAUUAAGUGUACACUGUUUCGUAUGAUCGCCGCCCCUGUACUAUAGCGACUCAACGCCGUCUUCAGGCCUUCCCCUCCCAUUUUCCAAGGAAUAACUCGGGGACGAUGUUAAGACACACUGUUUGCAUUUAUAUGGGUCAGCUGAAAUGAUAAAGGUCCGAGUUAUAAUACAAACGUUCCAUCAAACACUUGAUUGACGAUUAAGGUGCCGAAAUUCAGAAAAUUUAGCAGAUGCUUUGUUCAUUAAAACAAAGUGAAUUCUUUAUAACAUCUCAGUCAGCAAAAACUUAACACUCGUGCGAUCGUCCGAAUAGCAAACAAAGUACGGAACGGAAGUUCAACCAUGAAAUACAUGUAAGUACGUUUUUACAAAAGGUUUACAAUGUUCAUCAUCAUUCGCCUCUUCCGGUCGGUUAUGUCAUACAUUAAGGCAUAACCCUAAGCCUUGUGAAAAACUUUGUAGUUACCUUUUGCAGUAAUCGUCGUCCUAAAUCAUAUUAAUUACCUCUUUCUGUACUUAGGAUAAACUUUUACUUCAAACAAACUCAAACUGCAACACAGCACUUUUGUUCAUAGUAACGUUUUAUUGAAAAUUCUCCUACUUACCAAGUCUUACUUGUUCUUUGUUAAAUUAACGUUUCCCUAAUUGACAGAUCAAUUACAGCAACAAGGAAUGGGAAUAUACGGUCAAGCUCGUCAAACAGGUAUGGGCGCUUUUAACCAGAUGAGGCAGCAAGGAAUGGGAGCCUUGGGACAAGUGCAGAGUAUGGGCCAGCAAGGAUUACAGCAGGUGCGUUUGCAACUGUGGCAGUCAGUUUAACGUUGGUAAAAGGUAAAGGCAUACAUGAGCCAAAGGCCCAAACGACCGUAGGUUAUCCAGGUUUCCUUAGCAUGAAGCAUGCCUAGGAGUAUUCCUACUCUCCUUGGACGGGAUACUAGUCCAUCGCAGGGUUAAUCCCAGGAGUAUGUCGCCGGGGUGAAGAGAGACAAAGUGGAGUAAAGUUCCUUGUCUAAGGAGACAACUCCACGGUCGAAGGCUUGAACUCCGGACCUCCAGAUCCGGAGUUCGAGGUGUUCGACUUCGGCCACACACGCCUCCAUAUCAACGUGCUCUAUCGUAAACUUCCCGCUUAUGAACAACAGCCUCCCCAGUUAUAGUCCCAUCUACCUGUAUACCAUGAAAUACAUCCGACCCCCACCCCCCUCUAGUUAGCUUGUACUGAAAUGAACUUGUUUUUUUACACCGUUUUGAAGCUUAAAAAAGCGACUAAAUUCAAAAAGCAUUUUGAUCAGCACUGACAAGUAGCUUUUUUUUGUUGUUGUUGCCUGUUUUGAAAGGCUUUUUUAGUCCGGUUAGCUCCUCCCUUCCCCGUUUAUAAACCCUCGCAACACCCUCACGAAGUUGUUAAGCCCAUGGCUUAUAAGCAGAAGUUAACGGUAUUGUAGUAGAGAAACGGUCAUUCUGUAAUACACUCUUUGCUAGGAUUCCCGAUUGCUGGGUGGUUAUUUAAUGGUAGCGAAACUCCCAAAACGCGCUCCCAAAGCCCUUUCGGGUUCAUAAGAAAGUGCGUGUCCGUUCCUUGAUCUGCAUGUGUAUGGAAAGCCGAUAACAUCUCAAUUUUUUUGGCAAAAAAUUCCUCUCCAUUUAAUUUCUCUAUUUCACUAUACUGGACUUGGGGAACUGUAUACCGAACUUUUACCAUUUUGUAAUGUUCACUCCUGUUAAUAGUUGUUUCUUGAAAGGGAACUCCUCUUUGUGCAUUAGAUAAAAUAUUUUCAAUCUUCCAAUUUCAUAGGCUCAAAAUCUUCAGGGCCAACUAAUGCAAACUGGUCAGGGUUUGUAUGGUCAAGCACAGAACAUGGGCCAGGGGCUUCAAGGGCAACUCAUGCGGACAGGGCAUGGUUUAUACGGACAGGCCCAGAGCAUGGGAUCUGGUCUACAAAACCAACUACUGCAGACUGGCCAGGGGCUGUAUGGUCAGGCACGGAGCAUGGGUCAGAGUGCCUUCCAACAAGGAAGGUCGCUCGGGAGUCAGCUGCAGCAACAGGGGCAAAACGCUUUCCAACAAGGAGUAGGAAUGGCGCAAGGUUUUCAAGGUCAGAUCAGAGUUAUAUAUAAAACACCAUAAUCCACAAUCUUUCUGCAUCGCAUGUCACUUAAAUUAAAAGAAGCUGUGUAUAUGACAGGUAUCAACACCUUAGUCAAGUUUUAAAGCAACAUGUACGAAUAGUUUUAACACUGAGGUGAUUUGAGACGAGCUAUGAGAAGAAUGGGACAAAGAUCGACAUUGCAAAACUAUAUAUGGUUUAUAGUGGUCAGUUCACAGUUGUUUUUACUGAGCUUUUUAGCGCAGACGAGCAGGGAGGUCUUCACUGCAAGAUCGAGUGAUCGCCUUUCUAAGAAUUUAAUCAGAUUUAUGAUUUAUCUCAGGCUACCUUUCUGCAGUGUAGCAUACACUUUUGAGCCUUCACAAUCUUUUCGCUUUCAGACGGGUUUUGUACGAGGACAUAAAAAGUUGAAGCAGUCAAAGUCAAUGUCAAGGCUCUAAUGUUAAUUUCCAACUUUUUGCAGGGAUGGGUCAAAACUACCUUGGGCAAGCAAUGAAUAUGGGUAACGCCUAUCAGCAGCAAGGUAUGAAUCUAAUGAAUCAAGGGAGACAAAUGUCACAGCAAAUGGCUGGCCAGGUACCGAGCCCACAGCAACAAUGGCAGCAGCUCUUAAGCAUGGGACAGAAUCUUCAACAGCAAGGUGCACAGCUGCAGAGUCAGGGGGAGGCAAUCAAGAAACAGGGAGAGGAGGCAGCUGGUGGUGGAGCUGUCUAGAAGGAGCGGAAGGGGAAAUAUGAACAUUUCUUCCUCCCCCGGGGAUAUUCCUGCCAAUUUAGGAUAGAGGUGUUUCCCGCUGAUGUUUGAAACAUUUUCCUCUUCAGCCAGAGAGCACGAAAGGAUCUUUCCCGUGCGUACCCUCGGGAUUUUUGUACUGUGGCUUUUGCUUUUGUUUCGAGUUGUUGAUGGUUUUGAUAAAAAUGUUUUGUUGUGGUUUCUGCAUUUUUUUUUGCCUGCUUGCAAAGAGAAAAGUUGUUAUCGCAUUCUAACGGAAGAACCCAUGAGCACUGGAAAGAAGAGCAAACAAAGAAUGAAAACAUAAUUUUGUAUAGUAUAGUUCUUGUUAUUAAUAAGUAAUUGACACCUUAAAUUUACUUUUGCGUGUUUUGUACCUGUCGUUAUCAACACUCUUUCCUUAUAAGAAAACCAAACGAUAAUAUUUGGUCUAACUUACAAUGGUUUGUAGAAUUAUCAAUGUCGCUUUUAAUUUUAUUUCAAACAUUUUCCUUCCAGCUACCGUAAAAAUGUGCUCAAUGUCAGUUACCUGAAAAUUUUUGUUGGAGUGACUCGUUAACACGUACGAUCUCUUUCUAGAUGCCCUAAAAUUGAACAAUUCAAGAAUUCAUUUCCCUGCACCCUCUUGUUAGAUAUUUGCAAAAUAAAACAUGGCAUAAGGACAUUAAGAUUGGCAUCUUACAUGCAAGUUCACGCUGGUCCCAGUAAGUUGUAGUUGGGAAUAAAAUAAAACAGUAAGUGGAAUAAUCAAUCGUAACUCUAAUAACAGACUCACUCGUAAGCGGAAAGCUAACAGUGGCUUUGACUACAAAACUGCUUUUCAUUUCUUAAACAGUCUUUGUAUCCACAUUCCCGUGAGCAGCCGUAGCCGACGCCUUUGAGAGAUACGAUUCAAGCCUUCCGUUUCUAAGUUCCCUUAACUGAAGAGUGACUUAUUAUACAGUAAGGGUUUUUUUGGUUUUGAUCGGUCUCGAAAUAACGAGGAAAGAACACAGUGAUUUGUUUGAGUGAAGCCAGCCCCCACGGAAUGUUUCGCCGUAUCCCCUGAGUACUUACAACUCAGAAGGCCCUCUGUUGCAUCUUUAAUAGACAGUCAGUUAAAAUGUGGUUAUUAUGGCUUCACCACUAUUCUUUAUUUCGACAUUACAUUAUCACGUCUAUUUUUAUAGACACGUACUGCCUCAGCUUGUUUUUAUGACUAUAUGGCUGUAGACAUUUUUUUUCAACUAUGCAGUGGAAAAGACGUUACAUUUCUCUAACUCUUACGGAGUCUUAGCUAUGUAAAAAGACAAGGCGUAAAAUUUCAGCUGCUUGCUCCAAACACUACGUAGAGUGGAGUUAAUUUGAUUCAGUCUCGAUCUCUGUUUUCACUUGUCCUUCUUGCGACGGCCGCCCCGUCAGUACCUGAAACUAAGAUGGUUUUCCGUUAUAGUAAGCACAGGACGUUACGAUCUUACGAGAAUAAGGAGACUCUUAAGAUUCAACAUAAAAAUAAAUGGUCGCUUUACGCAACUUCUGCCUGGUGUUUUUCAUUGUUAUACUGUAGAAGCAAGACACGUUACUGUGGGACUAUUUGAAGUCAAAUCGAACUAAUUGAAACAAAAGGAUGUCAGCCUUAGGAAAGACAUGUUAUACAAAAGUUUCAAUACAUCACUUGUCGACUAUGGUAAUAUAACAGUAAAAGUAGUACAAUUGUACACGGAACUACAAAUACAAAAAGUUCAGUCAAUGUUCUGUAUGUUCUUUUGAUACAAAACAUAAACUUUCAUUGCUUCUAUUCAUUAUGUUGUAGUUAGAGUAUUGUAGAAUAUCGAUGAAUCUGGUGAAACUAUUGCUUAUAAAUCAAUGCCAAGUGACCAAGCACCUGGUUUUCUA